This is a messenger RNA of Entamoeba invadens IP1, 1143 nucleotides long. RefSeq lists its product as hypothetical. The transcript has a single exon. Bases 1 to 1143 code for a protein of 380 amino acids. Lineage: Eukaryota; Evosea; Mastigamoebida; Endamoebidae. The record is from RefSeq and is a predicted model, not a curated record.
AUGAGUGAGUUGGGAAAGAGAAGACUCGAUAGUUAUACUAUUUUAAUAGCAACACAAUAUUUCACAACACCGGAAGAUUUUGUCAAUGUUGUGUUGGUCUGUCGGAAAUUUGAAAAUACGUUGAACAAAUUCCGAUAUAACCCUAUCUCUGUCAAAACGAAAACACUCUUUCCGUGUAUGGAGACCCAAUAUUUAUACACUCUUGAGGACCAAAAAAUACCAAACUUAUUUGCAUAUUAUUAUUAUUAUACCAUUAGUUACUCAAAAGCAUUUUUCUUGCUCUCAAAAUCACUGACAAAAACACUCCAGAAAUUUCGCUGUGUGAAAUACACAGAAACUGAUUUGUCGAAAUUUGGCAUACAUCCCUUGGUGGAAAAAAUAACUCACGACACUGAGCGGAACGAGAGAAUUCAAAUCAAGGCGAUUGCCAGUAACCUCUUUGAGAAAUCAUUUUUGGUCACCGUCGGCGACAAAAGUGUUCAACAAAGGAAGUUACAUCAAGGAGGAGAUAUGACUAUUGGCACACAAGAAGAGAUACAAACGCACUGUUAUAUAACACUUCCCGACUCUAUUCAAGAAUAUGGGAAAGACUGCUUCUUCAAUUCAACUUCAUUGACAUCAGUUCAUAUAUCAAAUAACACUACGACGCUUCAAGAAGGCGUUUUUAGAGGGUGUGUAGCACUUGUUAAUGUCACACUAUCAACUAAUAUGACUUCUCUUGAAAAUUCCCUCUUUUCAGGAUGCUCAAAACUCCGCAAUAUAGAACUUCCGCUUUAUAUUAACAAGAUUGGGGAAAACGCAUUUUCACAUUGUAAGAGCCUGACAUCGAUAUCAAUUCCAAAGUCGGUGUCUUCAAUCGGCCAAUUCGCCUUUUGCUCCUGUGAAAAUUUGGAAACAAUCAAUUUGAAUAUGCUCGAAAGAAUCACCGCGUUCUGUUUUAGUGAGUGCUUCAAUCUGUCGAGUGUCGUCCUUCCAACUUCCGUCAUCGAAAUCGAGACCGCCGCAUUUAAGAGAUGCUCCGCUAUCACAAGACUCAAACUCACUAAGUCCAUCACAAAAUUCGGAGACAGCUGUUUUUACCUCUGCAACUGCAAACUCUUCAAGGACUACAUUCUCCCAGAACGCUGCUUCACUCUGCCAUAG